AUGAUUGCACAACUCAUCCUUGCCUUGCUUCCAGUCGCUCUCGCUCAAGAUGACACUGCUGAGCAAUUGAAUGCCAUUGUGUCUGACUUGGCCCAGCACAGUUCUGAAUACCUCCAACAAGUUGCCAGUGGAAACAUCCCACCAGCUGAGUUGUUGUCCUUGGCUCAACAGGUUCAGACCUACACCGAUGACUCUUACACAACUUUGUAUUCCGAGGUUGACAUGGGUGAGGUUACCUCAUACGUGACUGGUUUGCCAUGGUACUCAUCUCGUUUGGAGACUUACUUUGGUGCUGACGCUGCCGUUGCCACUGACGAUGAGUCUGCUUCUGCUUCUGCUUCCGAGUCUGCCUCUGCCUCUGCUUCUGGUUCCGAGUCUGAGUCUGCCUCUGCUUCUGCUUCUGGUUCCGAGUCUGAGUCUGCUUCUGCUUCUGCUUCUGGUUCCGAGUCUGAGUCUGAGUCUGCUUCUGCUUCUGCUUCUGGCUCUGAGUCUGCUUCCGAAUCUGCAGCCUCUGAAUCUGAGUCCGCUUCUGGCUCUGCCUCUGGUACCAGCACCAGUGCCUCCGAGUCCGCUUCUGCCACCUCCACUUCCACUGCUAACGAGGCCAUGAUGAUCAAUGCAUUGGGCCCAUUCGCUUUGGCUGCCAUGUUGGUCCCAGCCUUGUUGUAA
This is a messenger RNA of Williopsis jadinii, 669 nucleotides long. RefSeq names its product SRP1/TIP1 family protein. The record is from RefSeq and is a predicted model, not a curated record. The coding region runs from base 1 to 669 and encodes 222 amino acids. The transcript has a single exon. NCBI's taxonomy places the organism in Eukaryota, Fungi, Ascomycota, Saccharomycetes, Phaffomycetales, Wickerhamomycetaceae.